Molecule: messenger RNA, 546 nt
Organism: Arachis ipaensis
Lineage: Eukaryota; Viridiplantae; Streptophyta; Magnoliopsida; Fabales; Fabaceae
Source: RefSeq, a predicted model, not a curated record
AUGUCUUCAUCUAAAAAAAUUAUCAAUGUCAUAAUAGUGUCACCAACUCUUCAAGGCCACCUGAACCCAACUCUCAAUUUCGCAAAACGCCUUGAAUCAAAGGGUGUCCACGUCACCUUAGCAAUACCCGAAGAAACACCUCACCGUUUCCAAAACCUCAACACCCAAGAAACCAAUUCCCACCACAGCAACAACCCAUCAAAGAUCCAGCUAGAGUACUUCUCUGAUGGCCUUAGCAUCGACCAUGAUCGCAGCAAAGACCCCGCGACCUUCAUUGCUUCCUUGGAAACCAAAGGUGCGCAGAAUCUUUCGAACCUCAUGACCCACCUAAAGAAAAACGAUCGAAGCUUCUCAUGCUUGAUCACAAGUCUUUUUAUGCCGUGGUCAGUGGAUGUUGCCGUUUCUCAUGGAAUUCCUUGCGCCGUGCUUUGGCCCCAAGCUUCUGCUCUUUUUUCCAUUUACUAUCGCUAUGUAUGCAACGCGAACCAUUUUCCCGACAUGAAGAAUCCAAAUGAGACCCUUCGUUACCCUCACUGCCGAUGCUAA